Cataglyphis hispanica is the source of this 3014-nucleotide messenger RNA. RefSeq lists its product as uncharacterized. Lineage: Eukaryota; Metazoa; Arthropoda; Insecta; Hymenoptera; Formicidae. The transcript has 4 exons. Bases 97 to 2055 code for a protein of 652 amino acids. The record is from RefSeq and is a predicted model, not a curated record. Gene Ontology annotation, cellular component: nucleolus; nucleoplasm.
CGAACACACAACCGGCACACAUUACGGGACGGACGGAACAGAAAGAAGCGAGCGUCGAAAGAAUUUGGUUGCGAUCAACGAUUCUUCUGCGGCACCAUGGGCGAUAUCGAGGAAUUAUUUAUAUCCGGUCUUAUAUAUGAUUAUUUGACGAAGAAGGAUGCGUCGUUGGCGAAGGUCUUUCAGAAGAAGACGAAAGCGCCUGGUCUAUCAAAAGGAUGUCCGACAAUACUUGAAGUAUUUAGAUAUUUCCAAAAGAACUCCUCUAAAAAAGUCGCUGUAAUUGGACAGAAUAAGAAAAGUAGUUCGGAUUCGAGCUCAGAAAGCGAGGAAGAAACACAGAAAAAUAUUGCACAAGUCAAUGGCAAUAAAUCAAUGACUAAAACAGUUCCACUUAAAACAGUAGCAGAUUCUUCUGAAGACGACUCUUCCAGUGAAGAUGAAACACCAGCACAAAAAGUAUUAAAUAAAGCAAAGGCAAACAUCAAGACACCUCUUGUACAGAAAGAAGAAAGCUCUGAAGAAAGUUCUGAUGAGGAGAAAACUUCGAUAGUUCAAACAAAAACAAACAAAAAACAAUCUACUUCUGUAAAGGCAGAUUUAAAAGAGGUCCAACGCGAUAAAAAUAAACAAUCUAAAGGUAAACUAGUACAACCAUCAACACCCAUUCUUAAAGAACAAGAACUCUGCGAUCAAUCAUCAUCUAGUAAUUCGGAGGAAAACGAAAAAGUAGCUUCCAAGCAGCCAGCUAAGGCAAAACAAACUGUAAAUCAAAAGAUACAAAAUCAGAAUAAAUUGACACCAGCAAAGGCAGCUACAAAACCAGAAUCUUCAUCGAGUGAGGACAGUAGCGAUGAAAAGGAAUCUGUGCCGAUAAAAACAGCUCUCAGUAAACCAGCAAAACUGGCACUUGCUAAGAAAGAGUCUUCAAGCGAUGAUAGCAGCGAAGAAGAACAACCUGCUAAAAAACCAGCAUUGGUAACUGCUGCUAAAAAGAAAGAAUCUUCAAGUGAAGAGAGCAGCGAGGACGAAGCUACACCAAAAGCAGCUAUUCCUCUAAAAGUGCAAAAGCCAUCUCUUAUUCCCAGUAAAACAUCUACAUCAAAGACAGGUGUAGCUCCGAAAUCACAGCCGCAAAAACAGAAUAAACCAGCAUUAACAAAAGUUCAACCAGAAUCAUCGAGCGAGGAUAGUGAUGAGGAAGAGCCUGUGACAAAAAAACCAGCUCUCGGUAAACAAACAGCACCAACAAAACCAGUUACCAAAGAGGAAUCUUCAAGCGAAGACAGUAGCGAGGAAGAGCAACCUGCUAAAAAACCAACUCCAAUAGCUGUCGUUAAGAAGAAAUCCUCAAGUGAAGAGAGCAGCGAAGAUGAAACUCCCAUCAAGAAACCAGCUCUCGUUAAACAGAAUACUACUAACAAAAUUGAUUCUAUAAAGAAAAAAGAAUCAUCGAGUGAAGAUUCCGAUGAUGAUUCCGAUGAAAAGGAGAAAGCAGCGGUACAAAUACUCGCGAAACGAUCGGCCAUUAAAACAUCGAAGGAGAAAUCUUCUAGUGAAGAUUCAGACGACUCGGAAAACGAAACACCAGCUGCAAAACCUACAUUGGUAAAGGCGAGCACCAAAAAGGACUCGAGUGAUUCUGAUUCAGAUUCCAGUGAAGAAAAAGAAGAUGAAACAAAAGUUCAGACGGCAGCCAAACCACAAAAAAGGAAACAUUCAAACGAGGACGAGGAAAGAACGCCUGCAAAAUUAGCAAAAAAUAAUUAUGGCAACUUCGUGAAAGCUAACAAUAGUUUGAACGAAGAUAACAAGCCGACAAGAAAGCCCAUUUUUCAACGUGUAAGAAGCGAGGAGAUAGAAUUGGAUCCUAAAUUGGCUAACAAUUCCUUCGAAGCAAAGAAAGGUGCACGCGGAUCAUGGGGAGAACGAGCUAAUGAAGUAUUGAAAUAUACAAAGGGCAAGUCAUUCCGACAUGAAAAGCAGAAGAAGAAACGCGGUAGUUACCGUGGCGGACGUAUAGAUACACAUGUUAAUUCCAUUAAAUUCGAGGAUUAAACAAUUAUACAUCCACAUUUCGUAAUUCUUUUACUAUCAUAUUUAGCUCCAUAAGAUGAUAAAUAAAUACUCUUAUAUCGUAAACGUUUGUACCGAGAUAUUAUAUAAGACAGCUGUUUUGCAAAUUUUAGAGAAAAAUUCUGAAAUAAUAUAACAAAUUUGGUUGGAUACUUAUUAUAUAUAUAUAUAUAUAUAUAAAGAGAAAGAAUUGUACACAAAAAAUGCUACGCUAUACAUAUUGUCCUAAAAUUGCACUAUUUGCACAAUAUAUAAAUAAAUUCACAUUGAGUUGAUGUAGUUCAAAUUGACAUAAUAAAUACUAAAAUAUAUAUUGUAUUUCAUCAGUCCAAAAGUUUGUUAUAUAUUCUUGCAUUCAGAUAAUUUUGUAUACAGCAGUCUUUAGUCUAUUGUUACAUAUUCAACCGAAUUUUUCGGAAAAAUUGCGUAAUUGAUCACGUUUUAUUACUGUGUAGUAUAUAUUUAACAAAGUUGCAUAUUCAAUAUUCUCGCGAUUGCUGAUAUUCGUAAAAUACUUUUGUGUACUAUAUCAUUUAAAAACCUGACUUUAAUGACAAAAAGCUAAUUUGCAUAAAACUAACAAUACCGCGAGAAUAUAUUUUUUAAUGUAAGAUAAAAUAAAUAGUUCCGGUGGCAAUAGAUUUUUAAGAAUUUUAAUGCUUAUUUUCUACACAGUGAAUCAAAGUAUAAAUAUUACUCAGUAUUACUUAUCCGUUUUUUAUUCAUAUCAAAAAAUAUGAAAAAAAUUUAUUGAUUAUUAAAACGCAGACUAUAGAUUUACUUGGUGUCCUUUGAGAUUUAGCUCGAGGUACAAUUUGUGCUAUGAACAUAAGAAGUAGUCUGUGAUUUAUGAUACACAAAGAUAUCAAUAAAUUUUAAUAUUGUUAUUCAAUUUAUUAGUUGUUAAUGAUAUUUUAAAAAAGUAAAUUCUUUAAGCAAUA